This is a messenger RNA of Suncus etruscus (white-toothed pygmy shrew), 1962 nucleotides long. RefSeq names its product spermine oxidase (gene SMOX). The transcript has 8 exons. Bases 125 to 1738 code for a protein of 537 amino acids. NCBI's taxonomy places the organism in Eukaryota, Metazoa, Chordata, Mammalia, Eulipotyphla, Soricidae. The record is from RefSeq and is a predicted model, not a curated record. Gene Ontology annotation, molecular function: polyamine oxidase activity.
GGCUCGGGCCCCUACCGUCCCGGCGGCGGCUGGAGGAGGAAGCCAGGCCGAGGUGGAGCGCAGCCGGCGCGCACUGUCUCCCGGGUCCGCAGGGAAAGGUUCUUAGGAGGUGAGCACGGACGGCAUGCAAAGUUGUGAAUCCAGUGGUGACAGUGCGGAUGACCCUCUUAGUCGUGGCCUCCGGAAAAGGGGACAGCCGCGCGUGGUGGUGAUCGGCGCCGGCUUGGCUGGCCUGGCUGCAGCCAAAGCACUUUUGGAGCAGGGCUUCACCGAUGUCACCGUGCUUGAGGCUUCCAACCGCAUCGGAGGCCGGGUGCAGAGCGUGAAACUCGGACAAGCCACCUUUGAGCUGGGAGCUACCUGGAUCCAUGGUACCCAUGGGAAUCCCAUCUAUCAUCUAGCAGAAGCCAAUGGGCUCCUGGAAGAGACAACAGAUGGGGAGCGCAGCGUGGGCCGCAUCAGCCUUUACUCCAAGAAUGGCGUGGCCUGUUACCUUACCAACCACGGCCGCCGGAUCCCCAAGGACGUGGUUGAGGAAUUCAGCGAUUUAUACAACGAGGUCUAUAACCUGACCCAGGAGUUCUUCCAGCAUGGAAAACCAGUCAAUGCAGAGAGUCACAACAGCGUGGGGGUGUUCACCCGGGAGAAGGUGCGCAAUCGCAUCCGGGAGGACCCCGAUGACCCGGAGGCCACCAAGCGCCUGAAGCUUGCCAUGAUCCAGCAGUACCUGAAGGUGGAGAGCUGCGAGAGCAGCUCGCACAGCAUGGACGAGGUGUCGCUGAGCGCCUUCGGGGAGUGGACGGAGAUCCCGGGCGCGCACCACAUCAUCCCGGCGGGCUUCGCGCGCGUGGCCGAGCUGCUGGCCGCGGGCUUCCCGCCGCACGUCAUCCGGCUGGGCAAGCCGGUGCGCUGCGUGCACUGGGACCUGCAGGCGCCGGAGCGCGGCCGGGGGGCCCCGGCCCCGGGGCAGGAGGAGGAGGAGGCGGCGGGCGGCGCGCGCUGGCCCGUGGCCGUCGAGUGCGAGGACCGCGAGCGGGUGCCGGCCGACCACGUCAUCGUGACGGUGUCGCUGGGCGUGCUGCAGCGCCAGCACCACAGCCUGUUCCGGCCCGGGCUGCCGGCCGACAAGGCGGCGGCCAUCGCGCGCCUGGGCUUCGGCGCCACCGACAAGAUCUUCCUGGAGUUCGCCGAGCCCUUCUGGGGCCCCGACUGCAACAGCCUGCAGUUCGUGUGGGAGGACGAGGCGGACGGCCGCUCGCUGUCCUACCCGCCCGAGCGCUGGUUCCGCAAGCUGUGCGGCUUCGACGUGCUCUACCCGCCCGAGCGCUACGGCCACGUGCUCAGCGGCUGGAUCUGCGGCCGCGAGGCGCUCGUCAUGGAGCAGAGCGACGACCAGGCCGUGGCCGACGCCUGCACCCGCAUGCUGCGCCAGUUCACGGGGAACCCCAACAUUCCAAAACCUCGACGAAUCCUGCGUUCGGCCUGGGGCAGUAACCCCUACUUCCGAGGCUCCUACUCCUACACGCAGGUGGGCUCCAGUGGGGCCGACGUGGAGAGGCUGGCCAAGCCCCUUCCUUACUCGGAGAGCUCCAAGACUGCGCCCAUGCAGGUGCUGUUUUCGGGGGAGGCCACCCACCGCCAAUACUACUCUACUACUCAUGGUGCUCUGCUCUCGGGCCAGCGCGAGGCCGCCCGGCUCAUCGAGAUGUACCGAGACCUCUUCCAGCAGGGGCCCUGAUGGGCUCCCAGCAUGUUCCUCAAAGAACCACUAACUUGUGAUGCCCUGCACCUCACAGCUGGGGCUCCUAACUGCCUAGUCCCUGGUAGAAUGGAUGUUACCCACAAGUAGAGCUAGACACCCUGAUGGAGUGCACGCCUGGCCCUGUAGUGCUUUCCUUCCUUGGUGCCAGGUUGUGACCCUGGUGGGGACUAUUGAUGACUGUUGAUAUAUCUUUGUCUCUG